Messenger RNA from Morchella importuna, 306 nucleotides. RefSeq lists its product as uncharacterized. NCBI's taxonomy places the organism in Eukaryota, Fungi, Ascomycota, Pezizomycetes, Pezizales, Morchellaceae. The record is from RefSeq and is a predicted model, not a curated record. The transcript has 2 exons. Bases 1 to 306 code for a protein of 101 amino acids.
AUGAGCAACACCGAACCAUACCACCAAUGCCUCCAAGACAUCCGAUCCCGGAUGACUCUCUACCUCCUCCCCAACACGCUCCCCUACGAGCUCCUAACCGCCCUCCUCAACGCCGCCGAGCGGGACUAUCUGUACCAUCGGACUACCGCCGAGAACGUCGCCGAGAGCCCUACCGAGAGCAACGAGACACCUGCUCCUGGCAGCGUUGCCGAAAAGAAGCCGAUAAUAACUGCGGCGGGGAGGAUGAUAAUCCCCACUGUCGGGACCGUGGACGGCGUGAAGCGUAAGGUCUGGGUUGAGGUUUGA